AUAUAUAUAUGUGUGUGUGUGUGUGUGUGUGUGUGUGUGUGUGUGUGUGUGUGUGUGUGUGCAUGUAUGUUAUGUAUAUUCAUUUGUGUAUGUAUGUAUGUGUUUGUAUGUUUGUAUGUAUCUAUUGCACAUAAAUUGUGGGUGUUUGUGGUUGUCUGUAUUUGCGUUUGUGUGCUAAUUAGUGUGUAUGUCUGUAUGUGUAUAUCUUGGUUUGUGUGUGUGCGUGAUUUUAUGUGUUUGUAUGUAUGUGUUUGUGUAUGUGUGUGUGUAUAUGUUUGUGUGAUUAUCAUUAAAAUUUCAUUUACUUAUAUCUUAUGCGUGUUUAUAUGUGUGUGUUUGUUUGUAUGUGUGUGUGUUUGUAAGUGUGUGUGUGUUUGUAUGUGUGUGUUUGUAUGUGUGUGCGUUUGUAUGUAUUGUGGACAUAUUUGCCUCUGUGUGUGUGUGUGUGUGUGUCUGUUUGUGUGUGGUGUGUGUGUAAGUGUAAAAGUGUCUGCCAGUAUGUGUGUGUGUGUGUGU
This is a messenger RNA of Helobdella robusta, 516 nucleotides long. RefSeq lists its product as hypothetical. The transcript has 6 exons. The annotation marks the transcript as partial. Lineage: Eukaryota; Metazoa; Annelida; Clitellata; Rhynchobdellida; Glossiphoniidae. The record is from RefSeq and is a predicted model, not a curated record.